Humulus lupulus (European hop) is the source of this 948-nucleotide messenger RNA. RefSeq names its product serine/threonine-protein kinase BSK5-like. Gene Ontology annotation, molecular function: protein kinase activity; ATP binding. Bases 1 to 948 code for a protein of 315 amino acids. Gene Ontology annotation, biological process: protein phosphorylation; brassinosteroid mediated signaling pathway. The transcript is spliced from 10 exons. The record is from RefSeq and is a predicted model, not a curated record. Lineage: Eukaryota; Viridiplantae; Streptophyta; Magnoliopsida; Rosales; Cannabaceae.
AUGACUCUGUGCUCCAGCUUCCAUGGGCCUGGUUUAGAUGUUGAAGGCUUACAAACAUCAUUGUGCCUUUCAUCACUCUGCCCUCCAAUUUUCCACUUCGCUUACUCACUCAAAGCCCUCCGCCCUCCAAUUUGCAGCCCUUGGUUCCUGCUCUCCGUGGGUGAGGAGUCUGUGUUCGCAACUAGGUUGGUUGAGAGUCUCAGAAGUGAGUUAUUAGCCAAUCUGAUUGGGUGUUGCUGCGAAGGAGAUGAGAGGUUGCUCGUGGCCAAGUUUAUGCCCCAUGAAACUCUCGCUAAGCAUCUUUUUCACUGGGGUGCUCAACCAAUGAAAUGGGCCAUGAGAUUGAGGGUGGCUUUGCAUCUGGCACAAGCUCUGGAGUACUAUAGCAGCAAAGGACGUGCAUUGUAUCACGAUCUCAAUGCCUACAGGGUUUUAUUUGAUCAGGAUGGCAUUCCCAGACUAUCCUGCUUUGGCCUCACGAAGAAUAGCAGGGAUGGCAAGAGUUAUAGUACAAACUUAGCAUUCACUCCUCUAGAGUACCUGAGAACUGAUAUUUUGACACCAGAAAGUGUGGUUUACAGCUUUGGAACGUUGUUGCCGGAUCUUCUGAGUGGAAAACAUAUACCCCCUAGUCAUGCACUUGAUCUAAUUCGUCGCAAGAAUUUUCUAAUGCUUAUGGAUUCUGCUCUAGAGGGUUCAAGGUAUUUGAACUUUCUUACAUGGGAAGUGGGAAAUGUUGGCGAAGCUAUCAGGGAAGAUGGGCUCAACUUCGAUUUGGACGAGGCUAUUUUGCAGAUUGAUAUGAGGAGUUGGUUCGUAGUAAUUAGUUGGAGGAUGCUAAUGGGGUCCUCUUGUGGGGUGCCAAAGGUACGUGGCUUGAGAGCUAUUGAUGAGGUCUAUGACCUUUUAAUUGUUGAAGAUUGCGAAAUGGGUAUUGGUUUCUAUUGA